This is a messenger RNA of Momordica charantia (bitter melon), 1232 nucleotides long. RefSeq names its product AP2/B3-like transcriptional factor family protein. The record is from RefSeq and is a predicted model, not a curated record. Gene Ontology annotation, molecular function: DNA binding. Lineage: Eukaryota; Viridiplantae; Streptophyta; Magnoliopsida; Cucurbitales; Cucurbitaceae.
UGAAUUCAAAUCGAAGCGCAGAGCUCUCUGUAUUGGCGCUCCAAAAUCUACGUGGCCCACCACCAAGAAAUCGAACCCAGGAAACUUCAGUUGAACGACGCAAAUACAACAACGGUCAGAUUCUUCCCUCAUUUUCUUGAUCUCUUUGCCGAUUGAUUCCACAAACUGAGGGAAGUGAAGAGUGAUCUUUGGCUGCUGUUUCGAUACCAGAAAAAUGGUGGAAUCGAACCUGGCCUACGAGGAAUGCCGACGCCAGAGGUUGGAGGAGAACAAGAAGAGGAUGGAAGAGCUUAAUCUCAACAAGCUUGCCGAUGCUCUCAAAUCUUCCAGCCCUAAGUCCUCUCCGACGAAGCAGCUGAAGCGUCCUCGCCGCCCGCUCGAUGUCUCGUCCGUCAGUGUGAGAAGAUCCAGCCGUUUUGCGGAUAAGCCCCCUCCGAACUAUAAGGAGGUGCCCAUUGAACCACUUCCAGGUGUCAGAAGGAUAUAUCAACGGAGAGAUUUGUUGAGUCGAGUUUAUGCUUCACAAGAAGAAAGGCAAUAUGCAGUUGACAGAGCACUGGAACUUCAGUCUAGCUUGGAAUCUAGGUACCCAAAUUUUGUGAAGCCCAUGCUUCAGUCACAUGUCACCGGGGGAUUUUGGCUGGGUCUUCCAGUUCAAUUUUGCAAGACGCACCUUCCCCUUGAGGAUGAAAUGAUUACUCUGGUGGAUGAGGAUGAAAACGAGUUCCAAACUAAAUACCUCGCCGAGAAGACGGGUCUUAGCGGUGGUUGGAGAGGGUUUUCCAUGGAUCACCAGUUAGUAGAUGGGGAUGCUGUGGUGUUUCAGUUAACUAAGCCAACUGAAUUCAAGGUAUACAUCAUCAGGGCAUAUAAUUCCGAAGACAAAAAAGCAGACACCAAAGAGGAUUCCGAUGUCUCUCAGGUGGAAAGAAGCGGCAAAAGAACUACUAGAUCAGCAAGUAAAGGGAGAAAAUAGCUCAAAGCGUUGCCUUUGCCACGUGGCUUGUGACAAGGAGAAGUAUCCAAGACUUUUUGGGAAAAAGAGAGUUUUCAGGAUAUUUUGUCAGUCUUAGCUCUCUCUAGAUAUAUUUUGUCAGUCUUAAUAUAUUAAUGAAAUGAUCAUUUUUUUAUGUCUCUGUCUCUCUGAGUCUUUCUGUUGAGUUCUGAAUGGUUCAUUAUAUGGAGGCUAAAUAUAGCUUCAUCAAUCUUGGGAAUAUAAAUUUUCUUUACAA